Pelodiscus sinensis (Chinese soft-shelled turtle) is the source of this 10198-nucleotide messenger RNA. Lineage: Eukaryota; Metazoa; Chordata; Testudines; Trionychidae. The record is from RefSeq and is a predicted model, not a curated record.
GGCAGGAGGGAGGCCGUCUCCCUCAUUUUUCCCUCUGACAAGAUGGCGGCGGCGCUGGCGAUGGCGGCACUAACGGCUUUGUGUCCCUUCCGCGCCUGAGCUCGGUUCCGGCUUGGCCGGGGGCACCGAGCGGCGGCGAGAUGACCGCAGAGCCCAUGAGAAUGAGCGAUCUCCUCAGACCCCUCUCAUCCUGUCCUCUUAGACACCUCCAUGAGUCUUUGGAGAUCAUCACCCAAGUUUGGGUAACACUGGUUUGAAAACGAAAGCAAGUUGAACACGUUGGUGCAGAAGCUUCAUGACUUUUUGGCUCACUCAUCUGAAGAAUCUGAAGACGCAAACUCUCCUCCAAGACUAUCUGUGAGCAAAAGUAUAGAUAAAACUAGUGGCCCUGAAAAUAGUCCAAUUCCAAUGGAAAACAACAGAGAAGAGAGUUCUUAAAUGGAAUAAUAUAUGUUGGGUCAACAUCUGAGACUGCUGUAACACGAAAUACAUGGAAGAAUGCAGGGAAAUAGCUCUUCAGAAAGAUCCAAAUCUUUAGGAUCAUCACGGUCAAAAAGGAAACCUACAAUUGUAACAAAAUAUGUUGGAUCAGAUGAUGAGCAAACCUUAACUGAAACAGUAAAUGAAGAUGUUUCAAAUGAAAACUCAGAAAAUGAUGUUGAUAUGAAAAGCUUACCUAAAGGUACAGUGGUUGUACAACCAGAGCCAGUGCUGAAUGAAGACAAAGAUGAUUUUAAAGGGCCUGAAUUUAGAAGCAGAAAUAUCGUUAAAAUGAAACCUGAAGCUCCCAAAAAGCGUGGAGAGGAAGGACUGCAUGGAAUUGUAAGCUGUACAGCCUGUGGGCAACAGGUGAACCAUUUUCAAAAGGAUUCAAUCUAUAGACAUCCUACACUGAAAGUCCUUAUCUGUAAGACUUGCUUCAAAUAUUAUAUGAGCGAUGACAUUAGCCGUGAUUCAGAUGGAAUGGAUGAACAGUGCAGAUGGUGUGCUGAAGGUGGAAACUUAAUCUGCUGUGACUUUUGCCAUAAUGCCUUCUGCAAAAAGUGCAUUUUGCGGAACCUGGGCCGAAAGGAGCUGUCAGCCAUAAUGGAUGAAAAUAACCAAUGGCAUUGCUACAUUUGCCACCCAGAACCUUUGUUGGACUUGGUCACUGCAUGUGACAGUGUUUUUGAAAAUUUAGAACAGUUAUUGCAACAAAACAAAAAGAAGAUCAAAGUUGAGAGUGAAAAAAGUAAAAUAUAUGAUCAUACACUUAAAUUUUCUCCAAAGAGAAAUAUUUCGAAUUGUAAUGGAGAAGAAAAGAAAUUAGAUGAUUCAUAUUCUGGUUCUUUAACCUAUUCCUAUAAAGCACUAGUGGUGCCAAAAGACUUGCUUAAAAAGACAAAAAAACUUGUAGAGACCACAACUAAUAUGAAUGCUAGUUUUGUAAGUUUUUUGAAAACAGCAGCAGAAAAUUCAGAAAUAAACCCUACUAUACAGCUACGUCAACUGAAAGCUUUUAAAUCUGUGUUGAGUGACAUAAAAAAAACUCAUUUAGCAUUAGAAGAAGGUCUGACUCGAGAGAUUCAAGCUUUGGAUAUUAAAAUCAAAGAGAAGAAUACCAAAGAAAAAACCCCUGAUAUUAAACCAGAAAAAAAUGAGGUGAAAAGAGAUGAAAGGAAGGAACAUGCAGAGUUGAAAGAGGAUGUUGUAAAGUCAGUGAAAAAAGCUGUGUCAGAACAGCCUGACAACGAGCCUAUGGACCAAAAUGUUCCAUCAACACAAAAAAAGAAUAUUAGCAGUGAAGAUAAAGAGUCUGAGACAAAAGAAGCACCUCAGUAUGAACCAAAUAGUACUGAGGCUUUAGACAUGGAUAUUGUGUCUGUUCCUUCAUCAGUCCCUGAAGAUAUUUUUGAGACUCUAGAAUCAGCUAUGGAAACUCAGAGUGCAUCUGAUGAACAGGGUGAUGGAAAUACAGCAACAGAGUUGGAGACAGUAAAUGUGAAUAUAAAAUGUACUACGCUUUCAAAAGACAUUAAAGGAGGUACUAAGUUAAAAUCAUCAGCUAAAGUAAGAAAAGAAUUGUUUGUAAAACUGACUCCUGUCUCCCUUUCUGAUUCUCCAGUUAAAGCUGAAGAUCAAGACAAUAAUCCAGUAAAGAGAGAGAAGAAUGCAGAGGUGACACCCAAGGCAGAAAACUGUGAUUCUGGAAAAGAAAAUCAUUACACUGGUAAUGAACACUCACCUGAAAAUAUAAGUGUCCCCUUUAUAGAGGAAUCUGAUCUCAGGAGGUCCCCACGUGUGAAGACCACACCUCUGAGGCGUCCAACAGACACAAAUCCUUUAACAUCUAAUUCAGAAGAGGACAGUAAUGAUGCGUAUUGUGAAAAGCGCAAGCAAAAAUCAUCAACCCAGUCAAGGAGAAAAAAAGAUAAAAGAAAUUCUUCUGACAGUACUACUGAUCAUCUUAAACCUAAUAAGCUUUCUAAAUCCAAACAAUCAGACCUAUUGGAACAAAGUUCAGGUUCAGAUGAGAUGCCAGCAGUCCUUAAAAAUGUAGCUAUGUUGAGUCAUAGUUCCUCAGAUAUUGAUAGCAAUAGUGAAACAUACAGUAAUGUUCAGAAGAAUGCUUUUAAUGAUCUAACAAAACAACCAUUGAAGUAUGAGAAUGGAAAACGCAAAAGAAAAAGUUCCACUUCUGGUUCGGAUUUAGAUGCCAAAAAAGGCAAAUCAGCUAAAGUUUCCACUUCUGCAAAGAAGAAACGACAGAACCCUUCAGAUUCUUCCAAUUAUGAUUCAGAGUUAGAAAGAGAGAUAAAGAGGUUGAGUAAAAUAGAGUCUGCAAAAAAAGCCAAAAAGAAAUACCCCAGAAAAAAAGAGAAUUAUGAUUCUUCUGAAAGUGAGCAGAGUAAAAAAGGAUCUACUAGUAAGAAAAAGAUAAAUUUGAAGAAGCAGCAGGUUGAAUCAUCUGAUGGUGAGAUAUCAUCCCCAGAGAAAGAGGAUACAAGUCAUUCUUCUGAUGAUAAAGUUAGGAAGGGGACAGCAGUCAGUGAAAAAAACAGAGAUUUAAAAGAAAAAACUUCAAAGGGGAAGCAUGAUGAAACAUCUGAUACUGAGAAAUCAUCUUUAGAGAAAGAGGAGAGUUGCCAUUCUUCUGAUGAUAAAAAGAGAGCAGAAGCAAAAGAAAAGAACAGAGAUUUGAAAAAGAGAAAAUUACAGGACAAUUCUUCUUUGGAUGGAACUGAGAAGGGGCAGAGUUGUGAUUCUUCAGAAGACAAAACCAAAAAUAAAAAAGGAACAGAAGUAAAAGAAAAUUUGAAAAAGAAAAGUUACAAGAAAGAAAAAGAUGGUGGUUCUUCUGAUGGAGAUAAAUCAUCCCCGGGGAAAGAGAGUUGCAUUUUCUCUGAAAAUAAAAGUAAAAAUGAAGUGGCUGUUGAGGAAAAAAGAGAGAGAAAUUUGAGAGCGAGAAUAUCAAAGAAGUUGCAGAAUGAUUCAUCUUCAGAUGCUGAUAAAUCCCCAAAGAAAGAGGAGAGUUCUUCUGAAGAUGUUAAACGAAAUAAAAAAAGAGUGGAAGCUAAAGAAAAGAAAAAAGUAAGCCACAAAAAGAAAACUUCCAAGAAAGAACAGAAUGACUCAUCCUCUUCUGAUGAGGAGCCUUAUGAAGACCAAAAGAAGAGUAAAAAGGGGUCUGCUAAAGAGAAUAAAAAGGCUAACUUUAAAGAGAAAAAAAGAAUUUCUAAGAAACAGAAGGAAGACAUCACCUGUUCCUCCUCAUCAGAUGAAGAAGAAAAUGAUGACCAGAAUUCAGAUGACGGAAGCAGUGAUGAGCAGAAGAUUAAGCCAGUGACUGAAAGCCUAAUGCUAUCCUCCAACACAGGAUUUUGUCAGUCUUCAGGAGAUGAAGGAGAGACUAAAUCAGGGGCUGUUCCAGAGGAAGAUGAGGAUGAGGAGGAGGAUGACGAUCCAGAGAAUAGAAUUGCCAAGAAAAUGCUUUUAGAAGAAAUCAAAGCCAAUCUUUCCUCUGAUGAGGAUGCAUCUUCAGAUGAAGAAUCAGAUGAAGGAAAAAAGAAAACUGGAAAGAAAAAUGAAAACGCAGAAGAUGACGAGGAUCAUGAAAAGGAAGAUAAUUCUGAAUCGGAUUCAGAUGAUGAAGAAUCUAAGAAGCCUAGAUACAGACACAGACUGCUGAGACACAAGCUAAGUAUGAGUGAUGGAGAAUCUGAGGAAGAAAAAAAGGGAAAAUCUAAGGACACAAAAGAAGGCAAACGCAAAAAUAGAAGGAAAGUGAGCAGUGAUGAUUCUGAUGACUCAGAAUUUCAAGAAUCUGGAGUUAGUGAAGAAGUCAGUGAAUCUGAAGAUGAGCAACGUCCUAGAACAAGAUCUGCUAAGAAAGCAGAGGCAGAAGAAAAUCAGCGCAGUUACAAGCAGAAAAAGAAAAGACGACGAAUAAAGGUUCAGGAGGAUUCUUCUAGUGAAAAUAAUAACAAGAGUAAUUCUGAGGAUGAAGAUGACAAUGAUUCAAAAUCUCCUGGAAAAGGCCGGAAGAAAAUACGAAAGAUUCUUAAAGAUGAUAAGCUUAGAACAGAAACGCAGAAUGCAUUGAAGGAGGAGGAAGAGAGAAGAAAACGUAUUGCAGAAAGAGAAAGAGAGAGAGAAAAAUUAAGAGAGGUGAUAGAAAUAGAAGAUGCUUCGCCUCUAAAGUGUCCUAUCACAACUAAACUGGUUUUAGAUGAAGAUGAAGAAACCAAAGAACCUAUGGUACAGGUUCACAGAAACAUAGUUACCAAACUGAAACCACAUCAAGUAGAUGGUGUUCAGUUCAUGUGGGAUUGCUGUUGUGAAUCUGUGAAAAAAACAAAGAAGUCUGCAGGUUCUGGAUGCAUUCUUGCCCACUGCAUGGGUCUGGGGAAAACUUUGCAGGUGGUGAGUUUUCUCCAUACAGUUCUGUUGUGUGAUAAAUUGGAUUUUAGCACCGCUCUGGUGGUGUGUCCACUGAACACUGCCUUGAACUGGCUGAAUGAGUUUGAAAAAUGGCAAGAAGGUUUAGAAGAUGAUGAGAAACUAGAGGUCUCUGAACUAGCAACUGUAAAACGCCCUCAAGAAAGAUCCUAUAUGCUGCAGCGAUGGCAGGAAGAUGGAGGAGUUAUGAUCAUAGGCUAUGAGAUGUACCGUAAUCUUGCACAAGGCAGGAAUGUGAAAAGUAGAAAACUUAAGGAAAUAUUUAACAAGGCUCUGGUUGAUCCAGGCCCCGACUUCGUUGUAUGUGAUGAAGGGCACAUAUUAAAAAAUGAAGCUUCUGCUGUUUCUAAGGCUAUGAAUUCUAUCCGAUCCAGGAGGAGGAUAAUUCUUACAGGAACACCACUGCAGAAUAAUCUUAUAGAAUAUCACUGCAUGGUUAAUUUUAUCAAGGAAAAUUUGCUUGGAUCAAUUAAGGAAUUCAGAAAUCGGUUUAUAAAUCCCAUCCAGAAUGGACAGUGCGCAGACUCUACUAUGGUAGAUGUUAGAGUAAUGAAGAAGCGUGCUCACAUACUGUAUGAGAUGUUAGCUGGAUGUGUUCAGAGGAAAGAUUAUACAGCAUUAACAAAGUUCCUGCCACCAAAAUAUGAAUAUGUUCUAGCAGUUAGAAUGACACCUAUUCAGUGUAAACUCUAUCAGUACUACCUGGAUCACUUGACGGGUGUAGGUUGUAGCAGUGAAGGUGGAAGAGGCAAAGCCGGAGCUAAGCUCUUCCAGGACUUCCAGAUGUUAAGCAGAAUCUGGACUCACCCUUGGUGUUUACAGCUGGACUAUAUUAGUAAAGAAAAUAAGGGCUACUUUGAUGAAGACAGUUUGGAUGAGUUCAUAGCUUCAGAUUCAGAUGAAACUUCAAUGAGUUUAAGCUCUGAUGAUUAUGCUAAGAAAAAAAAAUCCAAGGGGAAAAAAGUGAAGAAAGAUAGUAGCUCAAGCGGAAGUGGAAGUGAUAAUGAUGUUGAAGUGAUUAAAGUCUGGAAUUCAAGAUCCCGUGGGGGAGGAGAAGGAAAUACAGAGGAACUUGUAAACAACCCUCCAUUGGCAGCAAAGUCAGAGGAAGGUAAAGCCACAUCCUCUUCCAACCCAGGCAGCCCAGCACCAGACUGGUACAAAGAUUUUGUCACUGAUGCAGACGCUGAAGUAUUGGAACAUUCUGGGAAAAUGGUUCUUCUCUUUGAAAUUCUUCGCAUGGCAGAGGAGCUUGGGAAUAAAGUUUUAGUUUUUAGCCAGUCUCUAAUAUCACUGGAUUUGAUAGAAGAUUUUCUGGAACUGGCAAGCAGGGACAAAACUGACAAAGAUAAACCUGUUAUUUAUAAAGGUGAAGGAAAAUGGUUCAGAAAUAUUGAUUACUACCGUUUAGACGGUUCAACCACAGCUCAAUCAAGGAAGAAAUGGGCUGAAGAAUUUAAUGAUGAAACUAAUGUGAGAGGCCGUUUGUUUAUUAUUUCCACUAAAGCAGGAUCCCUUGGAAUUAAUCUGGUGGCUGCUAAUAGGGUGAUUAUCUUUGACGCCUCUUGGAAUCCAUCUUAUGAUAUUCAAAGUAUCUUUAGAGUUUACCGCUUUGGACAGAACAAACCUGUGUUUGUGUACAGAUUCUUGGCUCAGGGAACAAUGGAGGACAAGAUAUAUGAUCGUCAAGUCACGAAGCAGUCAUUGUCUUUCCGAGUAGUUGACCAACAGCAAGUUGAGCGUCACUUUACUAUGAAUGAGCUUACAGAGCUCUAUACUUUUGAGCCAGACUUGCUGGAUGAUCCUAAUUCAGAAAAGAAAAAGAAGAGGGAUACACCCAUGCUGCCAAAGGAUACAAUUCUAGCAGAAUUGCUUCAGAUCCACAAAGAACAUAUAGUGGGCUAUCAUGAACAUGAUUCCCUCCUAGACCAUAAAGAGGAGGAAGAAUUGACUGAAGAGGAAAGGAAGGCAGCAUGGGCAGAAUAUGAAGCUGAAAAAAAGGGUCUGACCAUGCGCUUCAACUUACAAGCUGGGAUUAAUAUGCCCCCUACCAAUUUCAAUUCUCAAACUCCAUAUAUUCCGUUCAAUUUGGGAGCAUUGUCGGCAAUGAGUAACCAACAACUGGAGGAUCUCAUUAAUCAAGGAAGGGAAAAAGUUGUGGAAGCAACCAAUAAUGUAACAGCAGUAAGAAUUCAGCCCAUUGAAGAUAUAAUUUCAGCUAUAUGGAAGGAAAAUCUGACCCUGACAGAGACCCAAGUACAGGCGUUGGCCCUAAGUAGGCAGGCAAGCCAGGAGCUUGAUGUUAAGCGCAGAGAAGCAAUUUACAAUGAUGUCUUGACAAAACAACAGAUGUUAAUCAGUUGUGUUCAGCGGAUACUUAUGAACAGAAGACUACAACAGCAGUACAAUCAGCAGCAGCAGCAGCAAAUGUCUUAUCAACAAGCAGCAAUGAGUCAUCUCAUGAUGCCAAAGCCUCCAAAUUUAAUCAUGAAUCCUUCCAACUACCAGCAGAUAGAUAUGAGAGGAAUGUAUCAGGCAGUUUCUGGUGGUAUGCAGCCACCGCCAUUGCAGCGUGCACCACCCCCAAUGAGAGGCAAAAAUCCAGGACCUUCCCAAGGGAAAUAAAUGUGAUUUUGCACUAAAAGGAUUGUUAAAAUCAGAGAAAGAACUUUUAUUUUUUUAGGAAUCAAUGGCUUAACAGAACUCAACUUCAUAAAUUGGAUCCCUAAAUGCCAUGUUCCAUAUUAAUGUUUCAACUGUGUUUAAUUUUUCCCUCUCGUGUCAGUGAUGUUGCCUAGAAUUUUCUUACAUGUGUUGAAUACAAGAAAUAUUAAAUUGUUUUCAGUGAAAACAAGUCCUUCUAUAAUAGUAGCAGCUCGCUCCACAGUUUUAUUGUCUAAAGUCCUAUGCUUGUUUUUAGUAACCAUAAAACCAUACCAAACAUGAGAAACUUAGGAAAUAAUACAGAUCUGUAUGUUUCAGUAUGCCAUAUAUAAAAUAUACACAGCUGAGUUCUUGAUUAGAGUUGAUUCCUCAAAUUAUGGAAUACUUUUCUACUUAACCGUUUCUUAAACUUCGCAGGUGUGAUAAGACAGAAAGAAAUGAUCUAGUUUCCUUUUGACUGAAGUCUAGACUCAUGCUACAUUAUCUGUGCUGAAUAAAACAUAGGAACUAAAAAUUCUCUUGAGACAAAAUUGAGUGCAAUAUUCUUAAAUACUACAGUUCUGAACUUUGUCAUGCAGUUAUUUAGAAACUGUGUAUACAGCCUUAAACCAUGACUUGAGAAGAGAAUUUUUUCUUCUCUAGUCUUUUGCCACUUAUUUUCAGUUUGUGAUGGAAUAACUGGUAAAUUUAAUUUGACGGGGUUUUAUCCCUCACACGUUAUUUCACUCUUUUCUGACUCUGUUACAAAGCACAUUUCUGUUAACUCCUUGAUGCUGGUGCUAGUGUCUCUUCCCAUUGCUGGCAAUGGGCUAUGAGCCAAGAAAAUCAAAUUACUGGUAUUUUGGAGGUUAAGAUAUGGGUGGUUGUUAGGGUCACUCCCUGUUUUAUAAACAACAUCAAACUGGCAGACCCAGUACUGACUUUAAAUUGAAUGUGCUUUAACAAUUUCCAGUGCUGCCAGAAUUGUGAAAUAAUUUUCCUUGUAUAGAUAAGGAUCUCUGCCUACCAUGAUCUUCUCUCUACCCAUUCUUUCAUUUUUGUAAGAAUAUAUCUUAAUACAAAAAUACCUUGAUUUUUUUUUUUAAAAUCUAGACCAAGGUAAAUUUCUGAUUCAUUACAUGUCAUUAACACCUUCAUUCCCAACAUUUUAAUAGGAUAGUAGCACUGUUUUGGGGCUUAUGAUGAUCCAGUUAAACACACACAAGGCUUUUCUUUGCAUAGCCUUUUGCUGAUACAUACUGUUUUUAAAGGAAAAACAUUUUUAGAAUAUUGGAGACAAAUUUAAUGACAGGAAUAUUUGAGGUGAUACUGUAUCAGGUAUUUUUGAGAAAUGAAAGCUGGAUGGAGGGAAUUGCUGUAAAUAUCACUGUUCUCACAUAAUUUGCUGACAUCACCUAGAAGUGUUUUGGUUUCUUGAAUCACUCUUUGAAGGACUUUUUUUUGAGAUUUUAUGUGCUCAAAGGACAAGUAUUUCAGCAUCUAAAAUAUAUAAAUCUUGAGAGAGAUUUCAUUUGGGGAUUGAAUUUUUGUUUGUGUGAUAUGACUAGAAUUUGUUAGGUCUGCAAAACCAGCUGACAAAAUUGUUUUGGAUUUUUUUCUGUUAUGAGACAUCUCAAGAAACCUCCUGUGUUCUAAUCCUUUGUCAGCUCCAUAAUCAGAUUUAUCUAAUUUGUGGAACAAGGGAGCUAAAAAAGGUGCAUUCACUUUAGAAGAAGUUGAAAAAAUUAGACUUUUUGAGAGAGCAUUUGAAUGGAAAUGUAUUCCGGGCAACUGUCACUGAUAUUCCAGCAUGUCGUGAAUAAGACAUAUGUUCUACCAGACUUGGGAAUUUUCAAUGGUGUUCUAUGAUAACUCACUCAAAGACUUAAAUGUGGAAGUUUUAGGCAACAUUUGAAGGCACAUUUUUCCACCAUGGACAAAACUACGGAUAACAGAAGACUAAUGCAUAAGAAGAUUAAUCAGAGAUAAAAAGCAUUGAAAUAAAACUUGGACCACUUUGUAUACACGUUCCUCACUUGACAUUUUAGCUGCAUAAUGUGUGUAUAACAUGAAGCUUUAACAAAUAUUUAAAGACAGAACAUUACAUCAAUAAGGUAAUAAAAGGCUCAUUUUUAUAUUUGUUUUAGAUGUUUUAACUAGUUGAAAUGGCUUAAAAUGAUGAAUAAAAAUGUUGCUUGUAAUACAGUUUUGCCUGCUAAAUUCUCCCCAUUUUGUAACCUGUUUAUUCCUUUGGAUGUAAAGCGUUUUUGCUUAGUAUUGUGAUAUUGUAUAUGUUUUGUCCCAGUUGUAUAGUACUGUUUCAGUCCAUCAACCAGCUUUGGCUGCUGAAAUCAUACAGCUGUGAAGACUUGCCUUUGUUUCUGUUAGACGGCUUUCAGUUCUGUAUAAAUAUCUUAAGUACUGUAGAAAAGAUGUCACCUCUUCCUAUAAGGCUGUUUUGUAAUAUAUAUAUAAGGACUGGAAAUGUGUUUUUAAAAAGAAGCAUUCAAGUAUGACAAUAUACUAUCUGUGUUUUCACCAUUCAAAGUGCUGUUUAGUAGUUGAAACUUAAAACUAUUUAAUAUCUCAUUUAAUAAAGUGACCAAGAUACAUAAAC